UCCAUUCCAUUCUCAUUUCUCACCAACCCAAAACCCCAAAUCAAACUUAUAGUUCCUCAGUUGUUGUUCUUUCUCUCAACUCUUUCAACCCAUUAGCUAUGCCUACUUUUUCUCUUUCAUCCCUCUCUUUCUUUUAAAUCAAAACACCACCUUCUUCUCUUUUCCCUUCUAUCUUUUCAUAUCAUUAUCAUUCACUAUGGAUCCCGACCCGCUCGCUCUCGACUCCCUCCUCGCCGCCCGCCGUAGCCUCCGCGCCGGCCUCGACAAAUCCAAGUCUCUCUCCGCCGCUCUCGCCCGCGCUGGCCCUCGCCUCGAUGAGAUCCGUGCCCGUCUUCCUUCUCUCGAGUCUGCCGUUCGCCCUGCUCGAGCUCCUCGCGCUGCUCUCUCCUCCGCUGCCUCCCACAUCGACCGCGCUGUCGGCCCAGCUGCCGCUGUUCUCAAGGUUUUUGACGCUGUACAUGGCCUUGAACCGCCUCUUCUUCUCCCUUCCCCUCUUCCUUCCCCGCUUUCUUCCUAUCUUUCUCUCCUCUCUCGCCUUCAGGAAGCCUUGCGGUUCCUCUCCGAUAACUCCCCUCUCGCUCUCCAAUGGCUUGAUGAUAUCCUUGACUACUUGUCUGACCACUCCCUCGCUGACCCGCCGUUCCUCUCCGGGCUCCAGUCGCUGCUGGCUUCGCUUCGCGACUCCAAAGCCCCACUUGAUGCCGGCCUGCUCGAUGCCGUCCUCGCCAAGCUCCUCUCCGAGUUCCGCCGCCUUCUUUCUGACCACUCCAACCCUCUCCCUAUGAACCCUAACCCUAACCCUAGUGCUGCUGCCUCGAUUGCCCCUUCCCCUCUCCCUGUCCCUGUUAUCCACUCUCUCACCUCCAUCCUUAACCGCAUGAUCUCCCAUGGCCGCCUUGACGAUUGCGUCUCCGCUUUCAUCGACGUCCGUGGCUCCACCGCCCGCGCCGCCCUUGACGCCCUCGGCCUCGACUACCUCCGCAUCGGCCCUGCCGACUUCGAUGACGUCCAGAGCAUCGAGGCUGAUAUUGGGAAAUGGGGCCGCCAUCUCGAGUUUGCCGUGAAACACCUUCUUGAUGCUGAGUACCGGCUUUGCCAUGAGGUUAUGGAGAACGCUGGCGUGCCGGAGCUGCCUUCCAAGUGCUUCUUGGAAAUCGCUGAUCGGGCCGGGUUUAGAUCUUUCCUCAACUUUGGGAUGACUGUCACCGAGAGCAAGAAGGAUCCAAUCAAGCUCUUGAAACUGCUGGAUAUCUUUGCAUCGCUGAACAAACUAAGAUUGGAUUUCAAUCGGUUGUUUGGGGGGAAAGCUUGUGUAGAGAUCCAGAACCUCACUAGGGACUUGAUCAAGAGAGUCAUUGAUGGUGCUUGUGACAUUUUCUGGGAGCUUUUGGUGCAGGUGGAAUUGCAGAGGAGCUCGCCUCCACCGCCUGAUGGCAGAGUGCCGAGACUUGUGACUUUCAUCACCGAUUACUGUGAUAGGCUACUCGGAGAGGACUACCGGCCGGUUCUCACCCAGGUCUUGGUCAUCCACAGGAGCUGGAAACAAGAGAAGUUCCAAGACAGGCUCCUUCUUGAUGCCAUUUUGAAUAUAAUCAAAGCUUUAGAGGCAAAUUUUGAUGCUUGGUCCAAGGGCUAUGAGGAUGUAACAUUGUCCUAUCUCUUCAUGAUGAACACACAUUGGCAUUUCUACAAGCAGUUGAAGGGGACGAAGCUCGGAGAGCUAUUGGGGGAUGUGUGGCUGAGGGAGCAUGAGCAGUAUAAGGAGUAUUAUGCGGCCGUGUUCUUGAGGGAGACUUGGGGGAAGCUGCCCGGAUUGUUGAGUAGGGAUGGCUUGAUUUUGUUCUCUGGAGGGAGAGCUACUGCCAGAGAUCUGGUGAAGAAGAGAUUGAAGGCUUUCAAUGAGACACUGGAUGCGAUGUAUCAGAAGCAGUCUAAUUGGGUGGUGACUGAUAAGGAGUUGAGGGAGAAGACUUGUAAUUUGGUGGUGCAGGCCAUUGUCCCGGCUUAUAGAAGCUAUAUGCAGAAUUAUGGGCCAUUGGUGGAGCAAGAUGCAAGUGCGAGCAAGUAUGCCAAGUACACAGCACAAUCACUGGAGAAGAUGCUUGGAUCCCUUUUCCAACAUAAGCCAGUCAAGUCUGUGAGCUUCAGGGUCAGCCACUCAAAUGGGAAAGUUGACAGUGUUGUGUCUAGCCAAUACCGAUCCGCUCCAACUGUAGUGUGAGGCAGAAUCCUCAACUAUUUGGUGGAAAGAGAUGGACAAGCUCCUCUCAUGAAAAUUGGGCAAGUUGGGGCCAAUAAGAACUGCCACCAGCACGGGAAGCAAGAUGAAGUUGUUCGCUACCUUCUUUGUCUAGUAAAAACUAAAGAUUUGAAUGAGAGCAUGAACUUCUCAAUAGCAAAUGGUGGAUCAUGGCCGUAGGAUCUGGAUCCUCAACAAAAUUUUGUGGUAGAAAUUAUAUAUAACGUGCUAUGUUGGAUAUAAUGCUUUCUCGGUUACUCCCCCGUUUUUAUAUCUUCUCAUCUUCUCUUCUCAAGCUUUGACUCAUUCAUUUUAGGCAUUGAAUUAGGAUUGGGGGAACGUAAGUAUCUGUAUUGUGCAUUUACAUGUGUAAAAUCAUUUAUAAUGACAUGCAUUGUAGAAUUGUUUCUUCACAUUCUUUGUUCGUAAGAUGUUAUAAAUUUUAAGACUU
Dioscorea cayenensis subsp. rotundata (Guinea yam) is the source of this 2690-nucleotide messenger RNA. RefSeq names its product exocyst complex component EXO70A1. The record is from RefSeq and is a predicted model, not a curated record. Gene Ontology annotation, molecular function: phosphatidylinositol-4,5-bisphosphate binding. Gene Ontology annotation, biological process: exocytosis. Gene Ontology annotation, cellular component: exocyst. The transcript has a single exon. NCBI's taxonomy places the organism in Eukaryota, Viridiplantae, Streptophyta, Magnoliopsida, Dioscoreales, Dioscoreaceae. The coding region runs from base 197 to 2221 and encodes 674 amino acids.